CCUAGUACAAGAGCAGUGCUAUGUAGUCCCCGGUGAACUUGUGACAGUACCCCUCCAUCAUUCCCUCCGUUACUACCUCCAUCCAGACCGUUCCACCAGGGCUUCCAUACCUGACGUUACCCACGUGCUGCAGAGAAUGAGCAUUCGGCGAAGCAAUAUGCGUUCAUGUUUUUUUGUGUAGCUGAUCACAGUUUCUGUACUGUGGGACAGCACACAGACCAUGAAAGCUCAGAGAGUAAAGCCCUGUGAAAUAUGUACCCAACCUUUACAGUAUUUUUGCAAGCUUUGCAAAAUUGGUAUUUGUGCCGAAUGUGUAGCAGAGCAUUUAAAGCAGGAAAAUUUACAUUGCAUAGUUAAUUUCAAACAGAGGAGGGAUGAAAACAAAAAAUGGAUCAAUAGUUGCAGCAAUCAUGAAGAAAUUGAGGGGAUUUUUUACUGCAAAACAUGUCGACAAUAUGCCUGUGAAGAAUGUGGACUUAACCAUCAUAUGCAUGUUAUUAAAACUCUCCCCAAUUAUAUUAAAGCUACAAUUAAUCAUCUUCAAAAGGAAAACGAGGUGCUUUUAAAGGAUAUCAAACCUUAUUAUGAAGAUAUUGUGAAACAGCUGCGAGAUGAACUCAACACACCUAAAUACUCUGAAGUAAAACGCGCUAUUUUAGAAACAGCAAAAAAAUGGCAUUGUGUUAUUAUAAAACUUGCUGAUAAAUUGUUGCAUCAGUUGCAAAAUGUGAAAGAUGAGCAAUCACUGUUACUUAAUAAACACAUAGCAAAUUUCAACGGUAGAAUGAUACAAAUAGAUCAAAUUGUACUUGAAAACUCCAAUAUUUUGAAAGAUCCUUUCCGAUUGCAAGAUCCAAGGAAAAUUUCGUUUGCUUCUAGAAAGGUAGAAACUUUACGAUCAGUCCCGAAAAUUGGAACUAUUUAUCAGCCAGCAUAUUGCGAAGAAAAUAUUGAUAUUAAUAUGACAAUUUCAUUUGGAAGGAUAGGAUUGGCGCCUUCAAAAGCGUUCGAUGAUUACAAUAUUAAAUCAUGUGAUUAUCUUAAUUCACCAAACAGUACCUGUAUUUUACGUAAAGUACCUUCCACUACAAAUGGGAUGGCAAUUGUUUGUCUAAGCCCCACCCGCUGUGUAUCCGUGGACCGUUCUGGAAUGCUUCAAGAAUAUGAUCUUAGUUUGAAUAGUUUUUCGCAUGGAAAAUAUCUUCUGCAUUCUCCACCUAAACGAUUUUCUAUUUCAAAUACUGGAGACUUGUUUUACAUUGAUUGGACCAGCAACAAAAUCUUCCGUUGUAAAGGGAGUCAGAGCGUAGCCUUCAUGACUGAAAAAGAAGAGUGGAGAGUCGAAGAUUUGGCAUGUGUACUUUCCAAUGAAGUCAUAACUUGCUCAUAUUGCGAAAAAGAAAAGCGAGGUAAAAUUGUGAAGUAUGAUAUGCAAGGUAUGGAAAGGAUGUCGACAGAAUUUUACGAUAUCGAUUUCCGUAAAAUCAAACUUUUUCAUAACCCCCAACAGAUUGUAGAAAAUAGAAAUAAAGACAUUUGUGUCAUUGAUCAUCGACAAAAUGCAUGUGGAAAGGUUGUAGUUACAGACUCGGAAGGAAAAUUCAGGUUUGCUUACAAUGGUGUUGGAGGGCAUAAUAUUCAAAGUUUUUUACCCACAGGAAUUGCAACCGAUAGCCGGAGCAAUAUUUUGAUAUCAGACAGUAAAAACAAUACCAUUCAUCUGCUUGAUAGUGACGGUACAUUCUUUAGGUAUUUACUUACUGGUGAUAUAACACUUCCAGCGGCCAUAUCUGUGGAUAGUGAGGACAAGAUAUGGAUAACAGAAUGGAAAUCCGGGGAUUUGAUUAUAGCUGCAGCACAUACCUAAAACGGAUGUGAUGGAAAAGGGCUUCCUUUAGCGAGAAAAUAUCUUGGUCUGAGGGUACAUUCUUUAAGUAAUGCUGUCGAUAUUACAAUUUUAGCUGCCAUUGUUGCGGGGGUAUAUUAAAAGCAAUUUCAAGCACUUAGCCCUCGGGUUAGUUGCAGCAAUAAAAUCACUAUCCCAAGUAAAGAGUUACUAGCCCAAAUGCAGAAAGGAAACGAUAA
Messenger RNA from Saccostrea cuccullata (small rock oyster), 2085 nucleotides. RefSeq lists its product as uncharacterized. The transcript is spliced from 3 exons. Gene Ontology annotation, biological process: protein polyubiquitination; negative regulation of translation; proteasome-mediated ubiquitin-dependent protein catabolic process. Gene Ontology annotation, molecular function: translation repressor activity; protein binding; ubiquitin protein ligase activity. The record is from RefSeq and is a predicted model, not a curated record. Lineage: Eukaryota; Metazoa; Mollusca; Bivalvia; Ostreida; Ostreidae. The coding region runs from base 221 to 1867 and encodes 548 amino acids.